CAAGGUCGCGAAGAAAUUUCGCGCUUGCGUUCGCGCCUGGCGUCGGGGGGGGCUGUUUUUCCGCGUCAGCGCGAACGAGCGAGAUCGACAUUCGUGGAGUACGCUGAUCGCGACAUGUCGACCGAGAACGCGUGAGACGCGCGGGACGCACAGACAGUAAUAGUCAACUUGAAUGUUGUCGACGAUGCAACGACGGCCUAGACGGUAGUAGAGCAACCACGCGCGUGGAAAACGCCGUAUCGAUUUCGUAUAUAUCGUGAGCAUGACGCGCGAUGGAACGAACGGAGCUGGGUCGAUCUGCGUCUGACAAUCCGCAAGAAUGCCACCGUGAGAUUCUGCGACGCUGCAAUCUCGCUGCUUAAAUAUCACCGAUAAAGCCAAGAGUAUAUACAUCCAAGUUUAUCUGUCUGUCGUCACGGUGAAAACUGAUAAGUCCUACUCUCUAGCCUUGCCAGGUGACGCUCGGUGGUUUCCACUACCUCGACACGUGCAUCAAAUUCAUAUCGAGGGGUAACGGAGUAUAUACCUGUACGACGAACGCGGCGCAUGAUACACGCGUGGCUAUCGUGAGCGCAAGCAGCGGCGGGGAACACGUCGCGAUCGCGUCCGUUUGUUAACGGAACGGAACGCAAAACUAGCCGAUCUGUGAUAUCCACGUCUGCACAAAAUCCAGAUUAUAGCGGUCUCUCUCUUUCUCUCGGUGCACUCUUCCAUGAUACAUCACGGCGACAAGGAGAACGAAAUAGCGUGACGAGAAAAACGAGGAAGAGCGAAUGCGUCUUACUCCUCAUCGGUAAAAUGCACGGGGAUGAUGGUACGAAUGACACGAGGGAGAUCAACGCGACGGACGUCACCAACUCUAUUUUGUACACUAUAUUGAUGAAUGAUUUCGCGACGGUUUCGUCGACGAGCAUGACGAGCACGAUCUACAACGAGAGCACGUCCACGACAACGUACGCGGACCUGUCGCAGGAGAGUGGCCAGCGUCUGUGGAAUCUGUCGAGGACCGCCGUGACGUCUCUGUCCGAGACGACGGCGGUGCCGUUCAACGCCACGAGGAGCACCACCGCGUACACAUCGAGCACGACCGACUCGUACGACGAGUUCGGCCCACCGGAAGGAGUAGAAUAUAUUUUCGUGCCGCUCGGUGUAGUGGUCUCUGUUAUAAUACUAUCAGCUGUGGUAUGGGUAGCGAUAUCACUUUUGUCAUUACCUUGUGACGUUUUUCCCUGCCUCCCCCCCAUUUUUCGUUCUCAGAUGCAGCGCUACGCUAAACGCAUCACGUGCGGAUACCGGCAAUCAAAGUAUACACGUUAUCUCUCUGCUUUGACAUGUUCAAACCGCUCAUUUCGCGACGGGCUCACUCGCGUGCGACGAUUCUCGCAAUCGGUCGGCAAAUCCUCUUUUCUUUUCUCGCAACGCUUCGUAUCCCGCUUUUCUUGUUAGGUGUAAACGGGAUUUCCCACGCCCUAAUGUCUGAUUCUGUCUUUAAAGGUACUAAUUAUAUCGAGGAAACGGAAGCUGGAACGCUUAAGGCACAGACUCAUGCCAAUGUACAACUUCGAUCCUGGAGAAGAGGAGGAGGACGACUGGGAGACCGAGCUGCUGGA
Molecule: messenger RNA, 1610 nt
Organism: Ooceraea biroi (clonal raider ant)
Lineage: Eukaryota; Metazoa; Arthropoda; Insecta; Hymenoptera; Formicidae
Source: RefSeq, a predicted model, not a curated record